Messenger RNA from Lolium rigidum, 699 nucleotides. RefSeq lists its product as uncharacterized. The record is from RefSeq and is a predicted model, not a curated record. The transcript has 3 exons. Lineage: Eukaryota; Viridiplantae; Streptophyta; Magnoliopsida; Poales; Poaceae. The coding region runs from base 20 to 541 and encodes 173 amino acids.
CAAAACCCUGACCUAGGCUAUGGCUUCCUUGGUGUCCAAGCUCGCGCGGGCAGCCUUCGCAACUCGCGCCUCUCCCUCCUCCGUUGGAGGUAUUGUUGGUGCCGGUCGCCCUGCAGCCGCGAUCCGUGUUUACUCUGCAGGAGGCCCCAUGUCAUCAGAAGAAGAAGAAGAAGAGAAAGCCAGGCGUAAGUCAGAAAUUUCAUCGGCAUCCGACCCAAGCCUGCAUGAAGUUCGUCUUGCAGACCUCAGCUGUAUCCCCUUUGAUGAAGAAGGCCCCCCCGAUGAACGUCUCUAUGUUGAUGAAAAGGUACUUCAGUCGGAUGAAGCCAUGUGGGCCUUCUAUGAGCAGUGGUGCAAGAUCCAUGGCAUAUCGCGUACCCGUGGUGAGAUGGAACGCCAGUUCAAGGGAUUCAGGCAGGGUGCAGAGAUUGUGCACAGGUCUAGUGCUGUGGGUGAGCGCAAGUGGAUGACCGCAUUUGCAGAUAUGACCGAGAAGGAGGGAUCUCGUCUAAUUGGUCCCAUCAGACCCAUAAGAAAAUGAUUAUGUCACACUCUUGUGUGACCCUUAGGUCAUGUACAAUGGUUGAUAAGACUGUAUUAUCUUAAUCCUACCACGUAAUCUAGAUAUAACAAUAAAACAUGAUGUACAAUGGGUUAUUUUUUAGUCUUAUCUUUUGUAACGAGACAUCCUAAAUUCGU